GAAAAUAAAAAUCCUGGAUGGUGAAGUGCCCGUCCAAAAUGGAGGAGACAAUUAAUCUAAUAAACAGAUGAACAGAUGUCUAUUAAUGCAAGGUGUCAUCUGUGUUAUACAGUUCUAAUGUGCUUUCAAUCGCCUGUUUUAGUGAAUUAAAGCGCCGUUAUCUUUUACAGUAUAAAGGUAAAAAGCUACUGGCAUGAAUCCAUAUGGACAUCUAAUGUAUAGUCGCCUCCUAUAUCUGUGAUUUUGCUCUGGUGCCUAUAGAUCCACGGUACCUAUGUAGUCUGUUUAAAUCUGAUGAUGGUACACUUUGAAAUCUAUUCCAACAAAAAAAAUGUCAUAAAUGGAUGUACGAGGCAAUUUCUUGUUUGUCGUUUUAUUAGAUUUACGUAUGAGCGCGCUUGCACAAAUUCCUCCUCACUCCCCCGCUCUCCCUCUGCGUGCCCUUCAACUUUUGACAUCAUAUACCUGGAUUAUAAAAGCUAAGAUCAAAUACCACGCUCGAGUCAAAAGGCAAGAGUCACCCGGUCCCGAUUUCACUCCUCCAGGAUCAUUUACAUAGAACAGUCCUGAGGCUUGGAGUAGCCCCUUACAGCAUCGCGCAGGCUGUAAAUAGAUCAUAUCGGACCCUAAUUUGAUUUAGAGAUUCCUGCGUCUGGACUCUGAAUCAGAGAAACAAAAGACAACGAGUAUGCAAGAUAACAAAAAAUAAUCUGUGGAAGAUUUUGACAUCAGCUCCGUUGCCUCGGUGAAGGACGUCCUCAAGCUUAAUGGGAGAUUUAUUGAUGAUUUUGUCGAUGAUUUGCACGUUCAAGCUCGGAGCAAAUGGAAGGAGCCACAAUGUUGACGAGGCUUUUCAGUGACCCAUCGCUGCUUCCCGGUGUGCAGAAAUACACGGGCUGGGCGGAGGACAGCGAUGACGAAGAUUCCAAGCUCAAAGAAGAGGAUCAGGACACCCAGGAGGACACGGAGGGAUCUGAGCUGAGAGGAAGCAGCCGUACGCACUCCGAGCACGCCGGAGAAGACGACGAGGACGAUGAGGUGGAGGAGGAGGAGGACGACGACGGAGAGGAUACAGGGGGGGACAGGCCCAAGAAAAGGGGUCCUAAGAAGCGCAAAAUGACCCCGGCCCGUGUCGAGCGCUCCAAGAUGCGGCGGGUAAAAGCCAAUGCACGGGAGCGUACCCGCAUGCACGACCUGAACUCUGCGCUCGACAAUCUGCGUAAAGUGGUGCCCUGCUACUCCAAAACGCAAAAACUUUCCAAAAUCGAGACACUGCGGUUGGCCAAAAACUAUAUCUGGGCCUUGUCGGAGAUAUUGCGCUCUGGAAAAAGGCCUGACCUUGUGGCUUACGUCCAGACGCUGUGCAAGGGACUCUCCCAGCCCACGACCAACCUGGUGGCGGGGUGCCUGCAGCUAAACUCCCGUAACUUCCUAACCGAACAGCAGUGUCAGGACGGGGGGAGGUACGGGUCCGGCUCCUUCUCCAUGCAUUCCUACCCAUACCAGUGUGCGCGUCUCUCCAGCCCCCACUGCCAGCCGGGUUCGGGCUCAAACUCGCAUCCGCUGAGGACGCACGGCUACUCGGCUUACGAUUCUGUGUACGGUGGGAGCGGAUCUCCAGAGUAUAACAGCCCCGAGUAUGAGGGCCCCCUCAGCCCGCCACUGUGCAUCAAUGGCAACUUUUCCCUGAAGCACCAAGGCUCUGCGUCCCCCGACAACGAGAAGGGGUACCACUACUCUGCUAUGCAUUACUCCGGCCUGCCUGGCUCCAGAAACACCGGGCCCCACAACCUGGUGUUUGGCUCCUCGGGGGCCCGGAGCGGCAUUCACUCUGAAAACGUUCUGCCUUACCACGACAUGCACUUACACCACGAGAGGGCCCCGGUAUAUGAUGAACUGAACGCGUUUUUUCACAAUUAAAUUGAGAAGCCCAUCGUGCACCCCUUGCAAUCAACAAUCUACGGCACACUUUUUAACAAGAGUCCGCGCCGGGAUUUAGACAUUCUUGAGAGAUGUUUUACUCGUUGUCAUCAGUGUUUUCCUUUCAGUUAUUCUGUCUUAACUUUUUCUUUUGCUAUAGUCAGAGAUGUAGUGGAGGGUAAUCAGCUAACCCACAAUCGGAUUUGUGCAACAGAAGUUAUCCUGCUUCUCAAGCUGAAAUAAGUCUCUAAAAGGAAAUUUGACAAACAAAGCAUAUCAAGACGAUGAUAAGGGACUUUCAAAAUAAUAAUGUCUUUUAAAGUGUGAUUUGUGUUUGUAUCGGUGGUUGUUUGCAUUUGGAUGACUGGAAGUUAAAGUUUACCCACUUAUUUGUUUACCACUACAUCACUGGCUACAGCUACACCUUGACAUUGGCGGUAAUUUUCUAAUAUUAUGAAAUUAGAAAUAAAUCAAUAAACAAGAAUGCGAAUCAUAUUUACUCGCAUGUACGUGCGAGAUUUGGGAGGUUGUGUUUUUUGGAAAUAAUGAAAUGUAAAAAAAGAAAAUGCAGAGGGAAAUGCUGAACCGAUAAUAAAAGAAGUGCUAGUUGGGUUGUUUUAGCAGAAUCUGUUCUUUAAUCAAUCGCUUCGGAUCUAUGCAAAACCCAACGAUAUCACAGAGCGAGGCAACAAGGCCCAGAAAGACACUGUAUGUUUCAUCAGCACUGUUGCACGCGCGCGCGCACACACACACACACACACACACACACACACACACACACACACACACACACACACACACACAUGAACACCCAACGAAUCUGACAAUGGCAUACAAAAUACGGUGAAAUCAGACAUUUUUCUCAUUUUUUUUAACUCUUAUUUAUUCAUAUUACCCUUGUUACCUUAUUCUUCUAAUUGGCCCAUUGCACUGUAUUUUGAUUUCAAAUAAAAUGGUUGGUAUAAUAUUUUCGUUUUGAUUUGCAAUGAUAUGUUAAAUUGGUUAUUAUGAUUAUUAUUAUGAUUAUUAUUACUAUUAUGAUUAUUGCACGUAUUUAUUGUGUUGUUUUUUGUAAUUAAUGUUAUUCAUUGGAAAUGAAGGGAUCCCAUGUGUUGCUGAGCAUUUUUUCAUAAAAUUCAAGUCUUUCAACUUUGUAUUCAAUGUGGUAAAAUAAAAUGACAAUAAAUGAGA
This is a messenger RNA of Sander lucioperca (pikeperch), 3111 nucleotides long. RefSeq names its product neurogenic differentiation factor 2. NCBI's taxonomy places the organism in Eukaryota, Metazoa, Chordata, Actinopteri, Perciformes, Percidae. The record is from RefSeq and is a predicted model, not a curated record. Gene Ontology annotation, molecular function: protein dimerization activity. The transcript is spliced from 2 exons. Gene Ontology annotation, biological process: regulation of DNA-templated transcription; nervous system development. The coding region runs from base 823 to 1920 and encodes 365 amino acids.